Molecule: messenger RNA, 1055 nt
Organism: Capsicum annuum
Lineage: Eukaryota; Viridiplantae; Streptophyta; Magnoliopsida; Solanales; Solanaceae
Product: alpha-dioxygenase 1-like
Biological process (GO): response to oxidative stress
Molecular function (GO): oxidoreductase activity, acting on single donors with incorporation of molecular oxygen, incorporation of two atoms of oxygen; heme binding; peroxidase activity
Source: RefSeq, a predicted model, not a curated record
GGAAUUGUCAAACUCAUCCAACAAGCUACAGUAUUACUAUUUUGUUUUUUCCAACGAUAUAUCAUGUCUUCGGUUUAUGUUACUUAUUAUCUCUAUAUGUAUACAUAUAGAGGACAUUACCUCCACAAUAGUUCCAAAUCAUAUAGUACAAGUGAUAUUAAUUUCUCUGUAUAAUAAACAUGUCUUUUGUUAUGCUCAAGAAUCUCUUGCUCUCCCCUCUCCGUAAUUCCAUCCACAAAGAUUUCCGAAAUGUCUUUGACAGAAUGACUCUCCUCGACAAAUUAUUCUUUCUGAUUGUUCAUUUUAUUGAUAAGCAUAACUUUUGGCACCGGCUACCUGUGUUCUUUGGGCUACUUUAUCUCGGAGCGCGGCGGCAUCUUCACCAGCAAUAUAAUUUGAUCAACGUUGGUAGAACACCUACCGGGGUCCGAUCAAAUCCUGGGGAUUACCCUUAUAGAACUGCUGAUGGAAAAUACAAUGACCCUUUCAAUGAAGGUGCAGGCAGUCAAUUUUCGUUCUUUGGUAGGAAUAUGAUGCCUGUUGAUCAACAUAAUAAGUUAAAGAAGCCAGAUCCAAUGGUAGUAGCAACGAAGCUGCUAGCACGUAGAAAAUUCGUGGACACAGGAAAACAAUUUAAUAUAAUAGCAGCCUCUUGGAUACAGUUUAUGGUUCAUGAUUGGAUCGAUCAUUUGGAGGACACAGAGCAGAUUGAGCUAAGGGCACCUAAAGAAGUUGCAAGUGAGUGUCCUCUCAAGUCCUUUAAGUUUUACAAGUCCAAGCAAACUCCUACGGACUUUUAUGAAAUCAAAACUGGUCACUUGAACAACCGUACUCCCUGGUGGGAUGGAAGUGUAAUUUACGGUAGCAACGCCAAGGUUUUACAGAAAGUGAGAACAUAUGAAGACGGAAAGCUGAAACUAUCAGAAGAUGGGCUCAUCCAAGAAGAUGAAAAUGGUAAAAUCAUCUCUGGUGAUGUUCGCAACACUUGGGCUGGACUUUUGGCGCUACAAGCUCUCUUUGUUCAAGAGCACAAUGCUGUUUGUGACACUUUGAAG